This is a messenger RNA of Xyrauchen texanus (razorback sucker), 2396 nucleotides long. RefSeq names its product isochorismatase domain containing 1 (gene isoc1). The coding region runs from base 30 to 881 and encodes 283 amino acids. Gene Ontology annotation, cellular component: cytoplasm. Lineage: Eukaryota; Metazoa; Chordata; Actinopteri; Cypriniformes; Catostomidae. The record is from RefSeq and is a predicted model, not a curated record. The transcript has 5 exons.
AAUAUAUCAAAUGAGAGUUCAGAAGCAUCAUGGCGGACUCCAACAGCAACAACAACCAUGUUCUCGUGUUAUUCUCGUUCUCCGUGUUUUCUCGGCCCUCGUCCGUGGCCGUGGGCUCCGGUUAUGAAGUGCUCAUCCAGAAGUUUCGGUCCAUUUACGGAUAUCAGAUCGAUGUCCACCGUAAAUUCGUGAUUCAGUAUUUCUCUGAGGAAUGGGGCCAGUUCAUUGAUUUGCCGAAGGGAUUCGCGAUCUCGGAGAAAUGUCGGCUCAAAUUAGUGCCCGUGCAGAUGGAUAUAACGAUAUUAGGAAACCUGUCAUCCGCCACCACAGUGUUCUUCUGCUGCGACAUGCAAGAGAGAUUCAGACCUGCCAUCAAAUACUUCGGUGACAUCAUUAGUGUUGGACAGAGGCUGCUGCAGGGAGCUCGUAUUCUGGGUAUUCCUGUGGUGGUUUCGGAGCAGUACCCUAAAGGUCUGGGCAGCACAGUGCAGGAGAUGGACCUAACCGGCGCUAAACUAGUUUUCCCCAAAACCAAGUUCUCCAUGGUGCUUCCUGAGGUGGAGACGCUGCUGGCUGAGAUUCCAGGAGUCCGCAGUGUUGUUCUGUUUGGAGUUGAGACGCACGUGUGCAUUCAGCAGACCGCUCUGGAUCUGAUUGGACGAGGGUUUGAAGUGCACAUUGUUGCUGACGCCACGUCCUCCAGAAGCAUGAUGGACAGGAUGUUUGCCCUAGAGCGUCUGUCUCGCACUGGAAUCAUCGUCACCACAAGUGAAUCGGUUCUUCUGCAGCUGCUGUCUGAUAAAGAACAUCCAAAGUUCAAAGAGAUUCAGAACAUCAUUAAAGCCAGCGCUCCAGAGUCAGGCCUGUUGUCAAAGAUCUGAUUAAAGCUCACGCUAAAUGUGCUCUACAUACUACACAUCAGUUUCUCUUAGCUCCUCAACUUCUCACACUCACACAUGGGAACAUUUCUCAGAAAUAUGCUGGAACAGAUUGAAACGGUUACCGGCAGACAUUUGUGCUCAAGCUUUUAACGUGCUUGACAUGCAGUCCAAAAAGUUCUAUAUUUGACAUACUAAUAUAAUCCAAAAUGUAUUUUAGAUGUGUAUUAUAUGAGAGCACACUAUUUGACCUAAAAGCAUUUGUUGUUAAUGAAUGAAUGUGUCUGUGCUCAGAAAAUAAAAAAUUAAGAAUUCCUUCUAAAUCCUUUUCUGUAUUAGUAAAUUAUUGCAAACAUUGCUGUGAAUGUAAGUACAGUUACAUAAUGGUUGAGAACACGUGUUUUUCAAUGGUUUUUGAGGUUUCUUCUCUUGCGUUAGUUUUAGAUAUCUGAGCCCUUGUAUAACCUCUAGUUAACUGUGCUACACAAGUGUUGUGCUUGACACCGUAGUUCUACAGUAAAUAUAACCAGUGGAAAUCAUUCGUUUAAGAUGCUUGUGUUUAUUCCCACUCUGUACGUUCAUUUAUUAAGAGAUGUUUAAUUUUAAGUAAAAUUUCUGACAAUUUUUGCAUUCUGUCACUGUAUUUUUAGCCUGUAUGAUUUGAACAUCAGACUACCUCUCAUCUAAACCUGCCGGUGACAUCUUGGCCAAGUUAUUACUGAAAUCGGUUGAUUUAGGCUUUAGACUUUCGCAUGUAUCUAUGUCAUAAGAUCUACACCAUUACCAAAACAACUGAAGCAUCUUCAGUAGAAGUAUUAUUUUUUUACGGCUUACCGACACUAAGAGUAAUUUUCGAGAAUGAGAGCAUCAGAGUUGCGUACAGUUCUGCAUUUUUCCUGAAAGAAAUAGCAUUUUUGUGUAGACCUGCAUUUUUUAUAGAUUGAAAUCUUGAUUUCUUGCCCAAACCCUGUAGACUGCACAGACAUCCUGAGACUGAGGAUUGUCAUUUACUGUUUUAAUUAUUGAUAUUUCUUGUGUGUGUAUUUGUGUUCAAAUCAUUUUGAAAGUGUGUACAUGUAUAUUUGUGACUAUUGAUGAACUCUACUGAUUGUACAAUGCGCAGAUGCAUUUUCUUGAUGUGAUAAAAUUAUUUUGUGGACUUUGUAAACAUUAAUGUUAAAAAACAAACAAAUUGAAUCUGCUCUAAUAUAUGAUAUGAAUAAAUGUUAAAUGCACUAAAUCUUGUAAAUGUGAAGAGGUUUAAUUUAUGUUGGUGUACACAUUUAUGCAUUUCUUCCCAACAAAUGUAAAAAAGGGAGAAGGCAAAGUGUGGUGUGUAAGUAACGGCGUAUCGUGUAGCAGGAGUGAAGGGUUCUGGUGCUGACCUUAUUAUUGCCGCAUGGCACAUGCUGAACUGAGUUGGAUGAUCAAGGAUGUAAUAAUUCUCGCUCGUUGGUAAUUUGUGGUCAUUAUUGUUAAGAUGCACUGGUAGAAUACGGUGAAUAAAGUGACUGGGAA